Messenger RNA from Lacerta agilis (Sand lizard), 1035 nucleotides. RefSeq names its product syntaxin 7 (gene STX7). Gene Ontology annotation, molecular function: SNAP receptor activity; SNARE binding. The record is from RefSeq and is a predicted model, not a curated record. Bases 174 to 953 code for a protein of 259 amino acids. NCBI's taxonomy places the organism in Eukaryota, Metazoa, Chordata, Lepidosauria, Squamata, Lacertidae. Gene Ontology annotation, biological process: vesicle-mediated transport; vesicle fusion; intracellular protein transport. The transcript has 10 exons. Gene Ontology annotation, cellular component: SNARE complex; membrane; synaptic vesicle.
GGGGCCGACUCCCGCGGGUCAGCUGAGCGGGCAGGGCGACCAAGUCCGGGAGCGGAUCAAGGUAGGCUGCCCUCUUCGCCCCGCGGGGACGCGCCGACAGGCCACACAAGAGGCGGGUGGCAUUAUUGGUGAAUCUUUUGUUUAUGACCUAGUGUGCAUCGUCCCAGUCAGCCAUGGCGUACAAUGCAGGCAUCGCUGGGGACCCUAACCAGUUAGCACAACGCAUCACUUCAAAUAUCCAGAAAAUCACACAAUGCACUGCAGAAAUACAAAGAAUACUGAAUCAACUUGGAACGCCGCAAGACACGCAUGAAUUGCGGCAACAGCUGCAGCAGAAGCAGCAGUAUACAAACCAACUUGCCAAAGAGACAGACAAAAACAUUAAGGAGUUUGGAUCUCUGCCUUCAAUAAGCGAGCAGCGUCAGAGAAAAAUACAGAAGGACCGACUUGUGAAUGAGUUCACUACAGCACUGACAAACUUCCAGAGGGUCCAAAGACAAGCUGCUGAGAAAGAAAGAGAAUUUGUGGCCAGAGUGCGAGCCAGCUCUAGGGUAUCAGGUGGUGCUCCAGAGGAAAGCUACAAAGAAGGAACACUUGUGUCCUGGGACAGCCAGCCUCAGACCCAAGUACUAGAAGAAGAAAUCACAGAAGAUGACCUUCGUCUUAUUGAGGAGAGAGAGUCUGCCAUCAGGCAGCUUGAGGCAGACAUUUUGGAUAUUAAUGAAAUAUUUAAAGAUCUGGGGAUGAUGAUUCAUGAACAAGGAGAUGUGAUAGACAGCAUAGAAGCCAAUGUAGAAACAGCUGACGUCCAUGUCCAGCAAGCAAAUCAGCAGCUGUCCAGAGCAGCAGACUACCAGCGCAAAUCCCGCAAGAAAUUGUGUAUCCUCAUUCUUGUGCUUGUUGCAGGAGCAACUAUCCUUGGCCUCAUCAUCUGGGGAGCAACAAAAUCAUGAUAUGCUAAAUUACAUAGUAGAGUUUCCAGUCAUGUCUCAUUGUGAAGCUGUUCAGUAAAUGAUGUGCCCAUCUUUAUCACUU